AUGGAUUCAAAGAACAAGACACAGAGUUCGCUCUGUGCUGCUGAAAGAGAUGGGGCUGGAACCUGGCUGAUCCCUUCACCAGUGCUAAUGGCUGCUUCAGUGAUUCACAUCCCUAUGUUAUGUAGCAGUCCCGGCAAGGCAAGACAACAUGGGAAACAUGGGCAAAAAGGAAUGUGGAUGAAUUCAUCCUCACGUCCCUCAAGAAAGGCUUCUUGUGGAGAACUAGACCCGCUGGGUUUAAAUCUUUAUUACGGUUUGCAGUGGCAGAAAGUGGGCCUUCUAUGCCUGCAGAACCAAAGCGUUUCUCCCGCUUUUACCGGAGGAAUGGUCAUUCGACCAGACGAGAGCCAGUAACGUCUGUGACUAAAAGUGUUCCAACGUUUUUUUUAGCGGCAAAAAAAGAAAUGGAGUCUACUAGUGAGGAUGUAUGCUGAGUUACAACAUGGCUGAGUUACAACAUGGCUAAGAUAUUAAAUGUGUAGCUGUUGCGAGAAAUUUAAAGUGCCUGUCUUUGAGAUGCUGCGGGUUCUUAGACAAAAGCUGGAAAGCUUCAGCUAGUCCUCCCCAGGUUUCUCUUGGAUUGAUCAAUGUUUUGCACCUUUAGCUCCUUGAACUGUGCUUAUCGUAUGGACCCAAAGCCCCACUGAUCCGACAUAAGUGUUUUAUACGAGUAGUUGUUUACAACUUUACUAAACGAGCUGCUUAAAACUUUCACGAGAAAAAUGUUUGUUCAUGUGGAUAUCGGUAUACGAUCAAUGUAAAUUUUUGGUACGCUACAUACUCAACGAGCUGAACAA
Molecule: messenger RNA, 797 nt
Organism: Rhododendron vialii
Lineage: Eukaryota; Viridiplantae; Streptophyta; Magnoliopsida; Ericales; Ericaceae
Exons: 3
Coding region: 1-354 (117 amino acids)
Source: RefSeq, a predicted model, not a curated record